UGUGAGCAAUGUUUAAAUCGCAGUGAUUUGCUACGGAGGCAAGUCCCGGUUGAUCUCAUUGUGUGUACUUUCUAAGGCAGUGACCAUCCACUAUGGUCUCUUGGGUCUCAACACUGCUUCCUAGAACUGUCCGUUCCUUGACAACAUCAUCAAAGAAGCAGAGAGUUGAUGAUUGCCAUCGGCACCAGGAGGCGUAUGGGUACUUCUUGCCCAUCCAAACGAGGUGGCAGGACAAUGAUCAAUAUGGCCAUGUGAACAAUGUCGUGUACUACAGCUACUUUGACACUAUUAUCAACCACUACCUGAUCAGGUACUGUGGCCUGAAGACCGGCUUGCUAACAUCCCAUUUGGUGGGGCUCAUGGCGACCAAUCAGUGCACCUUCUACACACCCGUCGGCUUUCCUCAGAUCCCAGUGGCUGCCUUAGCUGUGGAGAAAGUGGGCCAGUCCAGCGUGCAUUAUCGACUUGCUCUGUUUCCACCAAAGGCCACCCAGGGGCCACCUUCAGUAGAUCACCAGGACCUCAACGAUGGCUUUUUCUUUGCCCACCCCAAGCUGUCACAGUUUGAUGCCUUGGCUUGUACCACCGGCUCUUCGGUCCACGUCUUUGUGAAUCCAGCCACCGGCAAGCCAACAAGCCUUCCAGAACACUUCAAGGAGGGCCUCCUGAGGCUGAGGACCCCAACUGCUGUGUGAAUCCUCAGAACCAAACAUCGUAGAUCUCAUGCAAUAAAGUUGCAGUUAGUCUCUCAA
This is a messenger RNA of Echinops telfairi (small Madagascar hedgehog), 752 nucleotides long. RefSeq lists its product as uncharacterized. Lineage: Eukaryota; Metazoa; Chordata; Mammalia; Afrosoricida; Tenrecidae. Gene Ontology annotation, cellular component: mitochondrion. Bases 93 to 695 code for a protein of 200 amino acids. The transcript has 3 exons. Gene Ontology annotation, molecular function: fatty acyl-CoA hydrolase activity. The record is from RefSeq and is a predicted model, not a curated record.